AUGGUUGGACACGCCAUUGAUCGGGUUACCCAAGACCCUGAUAUUCCGCAGGAGUAUUUUCAAGAAAUGCUAUCUUGGAUCGCUUGUGCGGAACGUCCUCUCACUUUGGGAGAGCUUCAGACAGCGAUGAGCACCAUGCCCAGCAGUGACUCUCAGGUUGAUCCUAUUGACUGGAAUGACUGGCCAGACUUUGAGACUGACCUACGAACGACAUUUGGGUCCUUAGUGACUCUGAUUAGGGCUGAUGGCAAAACGGCCGAGACUCUUCAAAGCGGAUUCAGUGAGAGAAAAGUCAAAGAGUACGGAGAGGAUGAGGAUGAAGCUUCUGUUGAUGCUGAUGGGGCUUCUGCCGACAGCGAAGAGCUGAGGGUGGUAGAUCUACCAGAUUUUCGCUCACAAUAA
This is a messenger RNA of Talaromyces stipitatus ATCC 10500, 402 nucleotides long. RefSeq lists its product as uncharacterized. The record is from RefSeq and is a predicted model, not a curated record. NCBI's taxonomy places the organism in Eukaryota, Fungi, Ascomycota, Eurotiomycetes, Eurotiales, Trichocomaceae. The transcript has 2 exons. The coding region runs from base 1 to 402 and encodes 133 amino acids.